AUGGGGACCUUGCAAGACUUGGACGGCAGUGUCCUUCCCUACAAGGCUCCCGAGGACGUCGAGUUGCCAGCGGAGUUUGACUGGCGAACGGACCCGCGAGCACAGGAUUGCCCCAGCUUGAAGGAAGUCCGCGAUCAGGCCGACUGUGGAUCUUGCUGGGCUUUCGGAAGCGUAGAGGCCAUGACGGAUCGCGUCUGCAUCGCCAGCAAAGGCCAGAAGAAGAUCCACCUUUCUGCCGAGGACGUCACGAGCUGUUGCAACCUCGGCGACAUGGGCUGCAACGGUGGGAUCCCGUCCACCGUCUACACGUACUACAAGUCUGUGGGUAUCGUGGAUGGUGGAAACUACGGUGACAAGUCCAUGUGCUACUCCUACCAGAUGCAGCCCUGCGCACACCACUCGGUGUCGCCUCACUACAAAAACUGCACCGGGGAGGAGCCUACUCCUUCCUGCGCGAGGAAGUGUGUGGACAAUGGUGCAGAUUGGAGCAGCAGCAAGCACUACGGCACUGGUGGAUACAGUGCCAUGAUGCAGGAAAUCUACAGCAAUGGCCCCAUCACCGGAAUGUUCUUCGUGCACCGAAGCUUCCUGUCAUACAAGUCCGGUGUCUACAAGGCCGGUUUCUUCUUCAAAGAUCCUAUGCUGGGUGGCCAUGCCAUUAAGAUCCUCGGUUGGGGCACCGAGAACGGCACACCCUACUGGCUGGUGGCCAACAGCUGGAAUGCGGAUUGGGGAGAUCAUGGUUUCUUCAAGAUUGAGCGCGGCACGAACCAGUGCCAGAUUGAGAAUCCAAUCAUCAACGGCGGUCCGGUUGCAGGCCAACCCAAGCUGCACUUGGAGGAGUUGGUCGUCUAA
Molecule: messenger RNA, 855 nt
Organism: Symbiodinium necroappetens
Lineage: Eukaryota; Dinophyceae; Suessiales; Symbiodiniaceae
Source: the annotation of a GenBank genome assembly